AUGCUCGCUGCCUUACGACCCAAUCCUCGAGGUUUUCGCUCGCGUACCCCUUCCGUAAGUCUCUUCGUAAGACUGACCCACUCCUACAUACCGUGGUUUUACGCUAUCGACGUGCCCAACUCUAAACCAUACUUGCCUACGUACAAGGCUUUCCAAUCUCCCAAAAAAUUCAAACCGUUUUCCAUUGAUGACUCCAACCGCCUGGAAAGGGCCAGCAAGCAUCGGGAACACAACCCCGUCUUAGUCAACGAGGACUACUUGUUCAAAGUGGACCUCUCGCACAUGGAACUAUCCCCCACAUAUUGGGAGGGCCCCACGUAUCAGGUACGAAGAGGCGUCUGGUUUGACUCUUUGGACCAACCCUUAUCCAGCGACCUCACCUCUGAAAUCGAGGGCUUGUAUAAGUCUAUCAAGACUGACAAAACUGAGGGCGAUGCGCUUGCGACACCGUCUGCCGAGUUACAAGAUAUAUUCAGGCUCAAGGGUAAAUAUCCAAUCGAUAAAGAAAACCAAAAAGAGCGGGGAAAGGAAUCCAGCAACGAACACAAUGAUGAACCCGUUUUCAAGUUUGUUUUGUUCGUCAACAAGCAAACCGCUUUUCUAUUAUCGGAUCUAGACGGCGGUAAACUACAACUUGCCUUCUUGAGAUCUAAUCUGGCUCAAUCUUUACCUCUCAAUGCUACAAAGAUUACAAGAUCGUACAAGAGGCCAGCCAAGAAACCCUCCGCACCCUCCAAAGCAGCCAACCCUCAGGUCCCCGUAGCCGAUGGCAGCGGCAACUCCAAGUCAAAUAGCCUCGAAACAAAACUGGAAAAGAAAGUCUCCAAUCUUUUUAAUGUGUCAGAUUUCUUGCAAUUGUUCAACGGCAAUGCAAACAAGGAUCAAGAUGACGCAAAGAGCUUAGAAAACCAAAUGGAAAGAGACUACAAUAACGCCGAUAGCAACGAGGGUGCCGAUGCUAGUAGCAAGAUUAAAAACGGCCAAAAUUCAAACACAGGCCCCAAGGAAAAUAAAAGUAAUAAAAGAAAUGUGGAUAACCUGGUGCUUUGUGUUCAUGGUAUAGGCCAAACACUGGGCAAGAAAUACGAGUAUGUCAACUUCCCGCACACGAUAAAUUUAUUGAGAUCUAACAUGAAGAAAAUCUACAGUAAUUCUAAGAGAUUACAGUCGUUAAACACAGCAUCUGAUCACCAAAAUAACUGUAAUUUGCAGGUCCUGCCCAUCACUUGGAGACAUUCAAUAAGCUUUCAAACUGACGCUAAGGAGGAGAAUAUCGAGAACCAAGAAUUACCCACUUUGUCACAAGUUACAGUAAACGGCGUGUUGCCCCUGCGGAAACUACUAGCUGAUGGUCUAUUGGACAUCUUACUGUAUGUCGAACCUUAUUAUCAAGAAAUGAUUCUCCAUCAAGUUACGUCUCAACUGAACAAAACUUUCCGAACUUACAAGAAAUACAAUCCAGAAUUCGAGGGAAAUGUUCAUUUAGUGGGCCAUUCGUUAGGCAGUAUGAUCUUAUUUGAUAUUUUAUCCAAACAGAAAAAAUUCAAACUAGACUUUCAGGUAGAUAAUCUAUUCUUUAUUGGAUCACCAAUUGGACUUUUAAAGCUGAUUCAAAGAACUAAAAUUGGUGACCGUCCCAAAUUCCCCAAUGAUUUGGAGAAAAAACUAACCAUACAAAGGCCGCAAUGCAAGGACGUUUACAACGUCUAUCACGUCUGUGAUCCCAUUUCCUAUAGAAUGGAACCUCUUGUUAAUAAAGAAAUGGCAUACUAUGAACAAGCUUAUUUACCUCAUUGUAGUGAAGCCUAUGACUUGACUUCCAAGGUUUUAGAGUUUGGUGAAAACAUAUGGAAGGACUUACCUGGUACUGGCAACAGCACUACCAAUGAAAAUAAUUCGCAAUCCAAGGAAAGAUCAUCUAAUGAAACCAAGACCAAACUAUCAGAUAAAUUAACAACAAUGCUUACGGAUUUAAACUAUAGUGGACGKUUAGAUUAUGCCAUGCUGCCAAGUUUACUUGAAGUGGACUUUAUAUCGGCUAUUAAAUCGCACGUUUCUUAUUUUGAAGAACCCGAUAUUGCAGGGUUUAUCAUGAAAGAAAUUUUAGCCAAGCAUGAAAAAGUUUCCGAAAUAUGCGCGAAAAGGAAGGCAAAUUGA
This is a messenger RNA of Saccharomyces eubayanus, 2157 nucleotides long. It is a transcript of the gene DDL1, whose product is annotated as putative carboxylic ester hydrolase. Lineage: Eukaryota; Fungi; Ascomycota; Saccharomycetes; Saccharomycetales; Saccharomycetaceae. Gene Ontology annotation, molecular function: metal ion binding; glycerophospholipase activity. The record is from RefSeq and is a predicted model, not a curated record. The transcript has a single exon. The coding region runs from base 1 to 2157 and encodes 718 amino acids. Gene Ontology annotation, cellular component: cytoplasm.